UCAGCAGGUAGAACGUGAACGGCCGUCGGCACCGGAAUACCUCAACGCUACCUGCGCGCGGCGUGUGUGCGUCGAGUGUAAUAAAAUAUAUUCGUGCGGGUUCAAUGUGGUGGCUGCGAAGUUAAACCAGUCCAGUGUGUGUGGCACAUCGCGCCGGGGUCGUCGCGAUGCGUUGAAAACAAUUCCGUGAUUGCGUUGCGCAUCGAUAUUGUGAUUCGCGCAUUUGUACGCAAUGCACUCAAAGAGUUGACUAACAUUUUUCGCACUUGGAUAGCUGAUAACAUGGAUGUGCGCAUGCAGAAGUAGGACCUUUUUGGGACGUUCAGGAAGAUUUAAGGAUAUAAGCGCUGUGCGCUCGAAUCGCAAAGGAUUUUUAUCAUCUGUGGAAGGAAUUCAACAUGGUUAUCGUUACAAGAGGUGAUUACAUUUGGAUAGAACCAGUCGCCGCAAGUGAAUUCGAUGUGGCAAUCGGCGCCAGAGUGGUAUCAGCGGAAGGACGCCGCAUUGCUGUCCGCGAUGACGACGCCGAAGAACACUGGUUAUCACCUGAUAGACGCAUCAAAGCGAUGCAUACCACAUCUAUCCAUGGCGUCGAAGACAUGAUAGGUCUCGGCGACUUGCACGAAGCCGGAAUUUUACGUAACUUGCUGAUUAGAUACAAUGAGAAUUUAAUUUAUACAUAUACUGGAAGUAUUCUGGUCGCUGUUAAUCCAUAUCAGAUUUUGCCUAUUUACACGGCUGAACAGAUCAAAUUGUAUAAAGAACGAAAAAUAGGAGAACUUCCUCCGCAUAUUUUUGCCAUCGGUGACAACUCGUAUGCAAGCAUGCGAAGAUAUGGCCAGGAUCAAUGUAUAGUCAUCUCUGGUGAAUCUGGUGCAGGUAAAACUGAAAGCACGAAAUUGAUACUGCAAUAUUUAGCGGCGAUUAGUGGAAAACAUUCGUGGAUAGAACAACAAAUUCUCGAAGCCAAUCCAAUACUUGAAGCAUUUGGUAAUGCCAAAACUGUCCGAAAUGAUAAUAGUUCCAGAUUUGGAAAAUAUAUCGAUAUUCAUUUCAACAGUGCGGGUGUCAUUGAAGGUGCCAAAAUCGAACAAUAUUUAUUAGAAAAAUCACGUAUAGUAUCCCAGAAUCCCGAUGAACGUAAUUACCAUAUUUUCUAUUGUCUAUUGGCUGGUUUAAGCAAAGAGGAUAAACGAAAAUUGGAACUAGGCGACGCUUCCCAGUAUAGAUACUUAACUGGUGGUGGAAGCACAACUUGUGAAGGAAGAAAUGACGCGGCGGAGUUUGCUGAUAUUCGAAGCGCUAUGAAGGUUCUUCUCUUUGCUGAUAAUGAAAUUUGGGAGAUAUUAAAACUGCUAGCUGCACUGUUACACACUGGUAAUAUAAAAUACAAAGCAACUGUGGUCGAUAAUUUGGAUGCGACUGAAAUUCCGGAUCCAACCAAUGUGCAACGCGUCGCCAACUUAUUGGGUGUUCCAACUCAACCGUUAAUACACGCAUUAACUCGCAAAACGCUGUUUGCUCAUGGUGAAACAGUAAUUUCUACGUUGUCUCGAGAACAAAGUGUCGACGUACGUGAUGCGUUCGUCAAAGGCAUCUACGGACGUCUGUUCGUAAUGAUUGUGAAGAAGAUUAACAACGCUAUUUAUCGUCCUAAAGAAAGACAGCGCAGUUCAAUCGGAGUGUUAGACAUCUUCGGAUUCGAAAACUUUAACCACAAUAGCUUUGAACAAUUUUGUAUUAAUUUUGCCAAUGAAAAUCUUCAACAAUUCUUUGUGCGACAUAUAUUCAAACUGGAACAAGAAGAAUAUAAUUUGGAAGGUAUUAAUUGGCAACAUAUUGAAUUUGUUGACAAUCAAGAUGCGCUUGAUUUGAUUGCAAUCAAACAACUGAACAUUAUGGCUUUAAUUGAUGAGGAAAGUAAAUUUCCGAAAGGAACAGAUCAAACCUUAUUAGCUAAACUGCACAAAACACACAGUGCUCAUCGAAAUUACCUUAAACCUAAAUCUGACAUUAAUACAAGUUUUGGUUUGAAUCACUUUGCUGGUGUGGUGUUUUAUGACACACGUGGUUUUCUAGAAAAGAAUCGAGAUACUUUUAGCGCUGAUUUAUUGCAGUUGAUAACAAUCAGUAGUAAUAAGUUUUUACAACAACUUUUCACCAGUGAUAUUGGUAUGGGUGCGGAAACGCGAAAACGUGCACCAACUUUAUCAACCCAGUUCAAGAAAAGUUUGGACGCGCUUAUGAAGACAUUAUCAAAUUGCCAACCGUUUUUCAUUCGAUGUAUCAAACCCAAUGAGUUUAAGAAACCGAUGAUGUUUGAUAGGACAUUGUGUUGCCGCCAGCUUAGAUAUUCUGGAAUGAUGGAAACUAUUCGGAUACGUCGAGCGGGAUAUCCAAUUCGUCAUACAUUCCCCGAGUUUGUGGAACGUUAUAGAUUUUUGAUUAGUGGUAUUCCACCAUCGCAUCGCACAGAUUGUAGAGCUGCAACUGCCAAAAUUUGUGGAGCGGUUUUAGGACGAUCUGAUUAUCAACUUGGACACACUAAAGUAUUCCUUAAGGACGCACAUGAUUUAUUCUUAGAACAAGAAAGAGAUCGUGUCUUGACGAAGAAGAUUCUGAUUCUUCAAAGGUCUAUCAGAGGAUGGGUAUAUCGCCGUCGUUUCUUAAGAUUGAGAGCAGCUACUAUGAUUAUUCAGAAAUACUGGAAGGGUUACAUUCAAAGACAACGCUAUCGUAAAAUGCGUGUGGGUUACAUGCGCUUGCAGGCUUUGAUUCGAGCUCGCGUUUUGUCACAUCGCUUUCGCCACCUACGCGGUCACAUUGUUGGGUUGCAAGCACAUGCACGUGGUUAUCUCGUGCGUCGUGAAUAUGGUCAUAAAAUGUGGGCCAUCAUCAAAAUUCAGUCCAACGUGCGUCGCAUGAUUGCUCAGCGAAGAUUUAAGAAAAGUAAGUUUGAGCGUAGGAAUCAUGUGGAAGCUUUGCGUCUUAUGAAAAAAGAAGAACGUGAUCUGAAAGAUGCGGGUAAUAAGCGGGCCAAAGAAAUUGCCGAGCAAAACUACAGAGAAAGAAUGUUUGAGUUGGAGCGAAAAGAAAUGGAAUUGGAGAUAGAAGAACGCAGGCGCGUGGAGGUCAAAAAGAAUAUCAUUAAUGAUGCUGCUCGCAAAGCGGAUGAACCUGUGGAUGAUUCGAAAUUGGUUGAAGCAAUGUUUGAUUUUCUUCCUGACAGUUCCAGUGAAGCACCUACGCCUGGUCGCGAGACAUCUGUAUUCAAUGAUUUGCCUUCUCAACCCGCUGAUGUUGAGCAUAUUAGUCCGAUGGUUACACAAUCAGAGGAUGAAGAAGAUCUGUCUGAAUUUAAAUUCCAAAAAUUUGCCGCAACAUACUUCCAAGGGAAUAUUGGUCAUCAGUAUUCUAGGAAGCCAUUGAAAAAUCCAUUAUUACCAUUACAUACACAGGGAGAUCAAUUAGCAGCUCAAGCAUUAUGGAUAACAAUUCUUCGUUUUACUGGUGAUUUAUCAGAACCUCGUUAUCAUUCCAUGGACCGGGACAACACCUCUGUUAUGUCUAAAGUUACAGCCACACUCGGUCGAAAUUUCAUACGUAGCAAAGAAUUUCAAGAAGCACAACUCAUGGGAAUGGAUCCUGAUUCAUUCAUGAAGCAGAAACCACGUUCAAUACGCAAUAAGCUUGUUUCCUUAACACUUAAACGUAAAAAUAAGCUGGGUGAAGACGUGCGUCGCAAGUUGCAAGAUGAAGAAUAUACAGCAGAUAGUUAUCAAAGUUGGUUAGAGUCAAGGCCUACAAGUAAUCUGGAAAAGCUACAUUUUAUCAUAGGACAUGGUAUUUUACGUGCUGAACUGCGAGAUGAAAUUUAUUGUCAGAUUUGUAAACAACUUACAAACAAUCCGUCCAAAUCAUCUCACGCUCGUGGUUGGAUCCUUUUGUCACUUUGUGUAGGUUGCUUUGCACCAUCUGAAAAAUUUGUCAAUUAUUUGCGCGCGUUUAUUCGUGAGGGGCCACCAGGGUAUGCUCCUUACUGCGAGGACAGAUUAAAGCGUACUUUUAAUAAUGGCACCAGGAAUCAACCACCUAGUUGGUUGGAAUUACAAGCAACCAAAUCGAAAAAACCUAUAAUGCUUCCAAUUACAUUUAUGGAUGGCAAUACAAAAACGUUAUUAGCGGACUCGGCGACUACUGCUCGAGAACUGUGCAAUCAACUAUCAGAUAAAAUCGGACUUAAGGAUCAGUUUGGGUUUUCUUUAUAUAUAGCUUUGUUUGAUAAAGUCUCCAGUUUAGGAAGCGGUGGAGAUCAUGUAAUGGAUGCAAUCUCACAGUGCGAACAAUACGCAAAAGAACAAGGCGCACAAGAACGUAAUGCACCAUGGCGUCUUUUCUUCCGUAAGGAAAUUUUUGCGCCAUGGCAUGAACCUACAGAGGACCAAGUUGCUACUAAUUUAAUUUAUCAACAAGUUGUACGAGGAGUCAAAUUCGGCGAAUAUCGCUGCGACAAGGAAGAAGACUUGGCCAUGAUUGCAGCGCAACAGUAUUACAUCGAAUAUAAUACCGAUAUGAACAGCGAACGACUUUUAACUUUGCUUCCUAAUUAUAUUCCUGAUUAUUGUUUAACUGGCGUGGAAAAAGCCGUUGAUCGAUGGGGUGCUUUGGUCGUACAAGCUUAUAAAAAGAGUUAUUAUCUGAAAGAAAAGGUGCUCACACUACGCGUCAAAGAAGAUGUGGUCUCCUAUGCAAAGUUCAAGUGGCCCUUACUGUUUUCAAGAUUUUAUGAAGCCUACCGUAAUUCUGGCCCUAAUUUGCCUAAAAAUGAUGUUAUUAUUGCGGUAAAUUGGACUGGUGUAUAUGUUGUCGAUGAUCAAGAGCAAGUUCUAUUGGAAUUGUCCUUCCCGGAGAUUACUACUGUAUCCAGUCAGAAGACAAAUAAAGUGUUUACACAAACGUUUAGUUUGAGUACUGUGCGUGGUGAAGAGUUCACUUUCCAAAGUCCAAAUGCGGAAGAUAUUCGGGAUUUAGUUGUGUAUUUCCUUGAAGGAUUAAAGAAGAGAUCGAAAUUUGUAAUUGCAUUACAGGAUUACAAAGCCCCAGGAGAAGGAUCGAGCUUUUUAACAUUCCUUAAAGGUGAUUUAAUUAUUUUGGAGGAAGACAGCACGGGUGAGACAGUCCUUAACAGCGGUUGGUGUGUUGGAAGAUGUGAAAGGACGCAAGAGAAGGGCGACUUCCCUGCCGAAACUGUGUAUGUUUUGCCAUGUAUGUCAAAACCACCUGCUGAUAUUCUACAUCUAUUUUCUAUCGAAGGUGCAGAACAUGGAAAACGUUUAUCUCAACAAUAUACAAAUGGCACCGAAACACGAGAUCGUCCACAUACCCUUGCCGAGUAUUCACUUGAUCAUUUCCGCACCCCAGCGAAGCGCACCAUGUCCAAGGCUCUCACGUUAACUUCAGCCAGACGUUCUGUUGAUGAUCUUUGGCGUCACAGCCGUGAUCCAAUAAAACAACCUUUGCUCAAAAAACUCUUGGCAAAAGAAGAACUUGCCGAAGAGGCAGCUUUUGCUUUUAGCGCCAUUUUGAAAUACAUGGGUGACCUUCCCUCUAAACGUCCUCGCAUGGGAAACGAAUACACCGAUCACAUCUUUGAUGGCCCGUUAAAGCACGAAAUUCUGCGGGACGAGAUCUAUUGUCAAAUAAUGAAGCAACUGACAGACAAUCGCAAUCGAUUGAGUGAAGAACGCGGCUGGGAACUAAUGUGGUUGGCGACUGGUUUAUUCACUUGUUCGCAGAGUCUGCUCAAAGAACUGACGUUGUUUUUGCGAAGUAGACGACAUCCUAUUUCGCAGGAUUCAUUACAGCGUUUGCAAAAGACGAUGCGCAACGGGCAACGCAAGUACCCGCCACAUCAAGUUGAGGUCGAAGCCAUUCAACACAAAACCACGCAGAUCUUCCACAAAGUUUACUUCCCCGAUGACACGGACGAAGCAUUCGAAGUAGAUUCUAGUACGAGGGCCAAGGAUUUCUGUAUGAACAUAAGUCAACGAUUGAGUUUACGUAGCAGUGAAGGAUUUAGUUUGUUUGUAAAAAUUGCUGAUAAGGUAAUUAGUGUACCAGAAGGUGACUUCUUCUUUGAUUUUGUUCGACACCUCACUGAUUGGAUUCGUAAGGCACGACCGAGUCGCGAUGGGGUAACACCACAGUUUUCGUACCAAGUGUUCUUCAUGAAGAAAUUAUGGACGAACACUGUGCCUGGAAAAGACCGGAACGCCGACUUAAUCUUCCACUUCCACCAGGAAUUACCUAAGUUAAUUCGUGGGUAUCACAAGUGCACCAAGGAGGAGGCAUCCAAAUUGGCUGCUCUUGUCUAUCGCGUACGAUUCGGAGAGAGCAAACAAGAAUUACAAGCAAUUCCGCAAAUGUUACGUGAACUUAUACCAUCCGACCUCAUCAAAAUACAAAGUGCCAAUGAUUGGAAACGUCUAAUCGUCGCGUCUUACAAUCAAGACGCGGGAAUGUCACCUGAGGACGCCAAAAUUACCUUCUUGAAGAUAGUCUACAGGUGGCCAACUUUUGGGUCCGCAUUCUUUGAGGUCAAACAGACUACCGACCCGAAUUAUCCGGAAAUGCUUUUGAUUGCCAUUAACAAACAUGGCGUCAGUCUAAUUCAUCCGCAUUCAAAGGAAAUAUUGGUUACUCAUCCAUUUACUCGGAUAUCCAACUGGUCAUCCGGCAACACAUAUUUCCACAUGACCAUCGGUAACUUGGUGCGUGGAUCCAAAUUGCUAUGUGAAACAUCGUUGGGAUACAAAAUGGAUGACUUGCUGACGUCGUACAUAUCACUUAUGCUCACCAACAUGAAUAAGCAGCGAAGCAUCAGAAUUAAAUAAUUGAAACAAUUGCAAUAUUAAUUUACAUAUUUCAGUUUUAAUUAAUUAUAAACGUAUUAAGCAUGGGUAAAAAAGACAUUUAUUUAACAGUAAAUUCGAUUCAACGCCGUCCACAAUGAAACGGAAAUAGAAGUGUGUAUUACAGUCGUAAAUAUUAUAUCUGCUGAUGUUUUAUUUUAUGUAUUUUAAAGCUAUAAUCAUCAAUUUAUUGCCUUGUCGCCUCUUAUGAUUGUAAUAGUCGUUUCUUAAAUUUUAUUUGUUAUUUUAUUUAUGAAUAAUUAAUUCUUAUUUUUGAGUAUGUUUGUGAACGUAUUAAUUUCUUAUAAUAGUAUGGAUCUGGAGAUAAUAUAUUAUGAUAUUGAAUUAUAUUUGAUGAUUGAUUAAAUAAAUGUUUUGUAAAUA
Messenger RNA from Dalotia coriaria, 7295 nucleotides. It is a transcript of the gene ck, whose product is annotated as myosin-VIIa ck. Gene Ontology annotation, molecular function: cytoskeletal motor activity; ATP binding; protein binding. The coding region runs from base 399 to 6893 and encodes 2164 amino acids. NCBI's taxonomy places the organism in Eukaryota, Metazoa, Arthropoda, Insecta, Coleoptera, Staphylinidae. The record is from RefSeq and is a predicted model, not a curated record. The transcript has 10 exons. Gene Ontology annotation, cellular component: myosin complex; cytoskeleton.